This is a messenger RNA of Medioppia subpectinata, 2882 nucleotides long. The record is from the annotation of a GenBank genome assembly. NCBI's taxonomy places the organism in Eukaryota, Metazoa, Arthropoda, Arachnida, Sarcoptiformes, Oppiidae.
AGUGACUCCAUAGCAGUCAACCAUAGAGUCAGUCAUUCAGUGAUUACAAGUCAUACGCAAUACGUGUUGUCUUUAUUUGUUUUGUUUCACCACUUAUUUCAUACCAAUAACUGUCACCACUAACUGAUCCGCACCAUCAGCACCACCGCCACCACCACUACAGCCAUUCACAAGCGUUCACUUCGCACAGCACUCGUGUCCACUACACACAGACCAACGCAUCCAACACUGUAUUGUCGUUGAGCUCAAGAUAUACUGAAUAGACAUCAUCUGUACAUCACUUAUCACUUCCCCAUACAAUACAGCGACAGAUAAUGUUUGGCUAACCAUUGGCUGCGAUACCUGUUGGCAGAGACGGACCGAUCGCCACUCAAUACUCACCGAACGGAUCCCAAACACCAAAUGGAGCUCCGAGUGGGCAAUAAGUAUCGUUUGGGCCGAAAGAUCGGUUCCGGUUCUUUUGGCGACAUAUAUCUCGGCACAAACAUAUCGACCACUGAAGAGGUGGCCAUUAAGUUGGAGUGCAUUAAGACAAAGCACCCGCAGCUGCACAUCGAGUCCAAGUUUUACAAACUGAUGGUCGGCGGAGUGGGUAUACCAGUGAUCAAAUGGUGCGGCACUGAAGGCGACUAUAACGUGAUGGUUAUGGAACUAUUGGGGCCAUCACUGGAGGAUUUGUUCAACUUUUGCAGUCGAAAAUUCAGUCUCAAAACUGUACUCUUAUUAGCGGAUCAAUUGAUCAGUCGUAUUGAAUACAUUCACACCAGAAAUUUCAUUCAUCGCGAUAUAAAACCGGAUAACUUUCUAAUGGGUUUAGGAAAGAAGGGUAAUUUGGUGUACAUUAUUGACUUCGGUUUAGCCAAAAAAUAUCGCGACAAUCGGACACACGUUCACAUCCCUUACCGGGAGAACAAGAACCUGACCGGAACUGCUAGAUAUGCUUCCAUUAACACUCACUUAGGAAUUGCACAUCGAGUCCAAGUUUUACAAACUGAUGGUCGGCGGAGGUAUGUCUUGAGACAGAUGGCAAUGACGGCUCUCUCGUCUUUGUUGUCUAUUGUGUUGAUAUGUGAUAACCCGAUGUGUGUUGUCGUCCGUGCAGUGGGUAUACCAGUGAUCAAAUGGUGCGGCACUGAAGGCGACUAUAACGUGAUGGUUAUGGAACUAUUGGGCCCAUCACUGGAGGAUCUGUUCAACUUUUGCAGUCGAAAAUUCAGUCUCAAAACUGUACUCUUAUUAGCGGAUCAAUUGAUCAGUCGUAUUGAAUACAUUCACACCAGAAAUUUCAUUCAUCGCGAUAUAAAACCGGAUAACUUUCUAAUGGGUUUAGGAAAGAAGGGUAAUUUGGUGUACAUUAUUGACUUCGGUUUAGCCAAAAAAUAUCGCGACAAUCGGACACACGUUCACAUCCCUUACCGGGAGAACAAGAACCUGACCGGAACUGCUAGAUAUGCUUCCAUUAACACUCACUUAGGAAUCGAACAAAGCCGUCGCGACGACUUGGAGUCAUUGGGUUAUGUGUUAAUGUACUUCAAUCGGGGAUCGCUUCCCUGGCAGGGCCUGCGGGCGGCGACCAAACGCCAGAAGUACGAGCGGAUCAGCGAGAAGAAGAUGUCCACUCCGAUCGACGAGUUGUGUCGGGGCUUUCCGGCGGAGUUCGCCACUUACCUCAACUACUGCCGCGCCCUUCGCUUCGAUGAAAAGCCCGAUUACUCGUAUUUACGGCAACUCUUGAGAAAUCUCUUUCAUCGACAGGGCUUUACUUACGACUACGUGUUUGACUGGAAUAUGUUGAAGUUUGGCGGAAAUCGGACGCAUAACGCGAUUGACGGGACAGACGCUGACCGUCAACAGAGCGCUGGUGUGCCGCCGACAGGUGCCCAAGUCGUCAACAAUCACAUCCAAUCACAUCAUUCACACGCAUUGAAUUUGACCCGAAAUAACGGCACCACUGUUAGCGGCGGAGGUGCGGGUACGCCGGGCAGCGCCACACCCGUCGGUGUCGGACAGACCGGCAUUUAUCCACAAAAUAGUCGAAGAGUUAGGAAUAAUUCAACGAAUGCAGCGAUCAAUGCAAACGUCGUCGUCGACAACGGCUUACUAUCGGGUAAUGAGAGAAAGCCAUCACUCAAUUAAAGCUCACUUUCAAUACUAAUCGUAUGACAAUUAUUAUUAUUCUCUCCAUAUGUAUGGCCACUACGACCACAACUAUAGGCGGCGUUCAAUUACCACCUUUUGUGCCUCAUUUAAACGACCAAACAAUAGAAAUCCAUUCGCAUCCGUGUCUAAUACCAUCCACUUCUAGAGGCGCUCACAGAUAGGAUUAGGAUUACAAUUAUUAGCUUAAUUUAAAUGUGACAUUAAAAGACUCAAUACAGACAAACAAAUAAUCAACAAAACAAUACAUCAAACAAAACGAUUAUAAGAAAAACAAAUUAUAUAUAAAUUUUACGAUAAUUCUUAUGAUUAUAAUUAUAUAAUUACUAUACAAUUUGUAUCGCCAGUUAUUACCCCCCUCUCUAUCCCAUCCUCUCUACUAUAACCCCAAAUGCCUUUCCAUAUAUAAGUUUUGUAUGCCGUAUACCUGACGGUCAUUCCUUUCAAUCGAUACCAAUUAUGGUAAUAAUGUUAUGUUUUUUAUCCCCAAACUUAAAGUAUAGGGUUUUCUCAUUGAUAUAGAAAUCCUUUUUUUGGUUUAUUUAAAUGAAACAAAAAAAUACAUAUUAAUAAUUAAAAACAAUUUUUUAACAUUAAAUUUUACGCCUAGUCUUCUUCAAUAUACAUACGGUAUAUAAUAUAAUAAUUCAAAUCGCGAUUUAUAUCCGUAUUUACACAUUUCAUCGCUACCUCUAUCUCCAUUCUCUUUCCCUCUCUCUCUCUCU